Molecule: messenger RNA, 2102 nt
Organism: Solanum lycopersicum (tomato)
Lineage: Eukaryota; Viridiplantae; Streptophyta; Magnoliopsida; Solanales; Solanaceae
Source: RefSeq, a predicted model, not a curated record
GUGGAUAGUUGUGCGCGUCGGGUUAGUCUGAUGGCAGGACUUUGUGUGCGGCUUCCUCAAAUCCCUCUCACAAAUCUGAGAUUUUUACGCUCACGCACCCUAAAGAUAGUGCUGUGCUCUUCGACAUCAUCUGUGGAAAGCAAUAAAUGGGAACCUUUCAUCAAAAAGAAAGUUGUGAUGCGCGUGGGAUACGUGGGUUCUGAUUAUCGAGGUUUGCAAAUGCAAAGAGAUGAACAUCAACUGUCCAGGCCCAUUCUGCUCCCAACAUGAUCUUUUCUAUACCCGGGGAUCGAAUCCGAGACCUUUGGUUAAGGGUGGAGGGAUCCCAACCAUCUCACCACAGCUUAGUCAACAUUAUUUGCUUACUUGUGCUACAACCAUUGAAGGUGAACUGGAAAAAGCUAUCUUCAAAGCUGGUGGUAUUCGAGAAAGUAAUUUUGGAAAUUUAUAUAAAAUUGGCUGGGCGAGAAGUAGUCGAACCGAUAAAGGAGUUCAUUCCUUGGCGACAAUGAUAUCUCUUAAAAUGGAGAUUCCUGCAGAUGCAUGGGAGGAUGAUCCAAAUGGGAUCACUCUUGCUAAUUGCGUGAACUCGAGUCUUCCAGAAAAUAUCAGAGUUUUCAGUAUUCUACCCUCAAAAAAGAGGUUUGAUGCCAGAAGAGAGUGUAAUGCACGCAAGUAUUCUUAUCUCAUUCCUGCUGAAAUCAUCGGGAUUAAGAAUGAUUCUGCUUCUUCUGAAAUCGAGUACCAUAUAGCCAAUUUUAAUGACAUACUAAAUUCUUUCGAGGGAGAACAUCCUUUCCACAAUUACACAAUACGAUCCAAGUACAGAAAACAAUCUCCUGCCAGAAACUUGUUAAAAAAUGACAGUCUCUUAAAAAAAGGGAGGCCCUCCAGUGAGGAAGAAAUAUCUGGGUCUGAGGAAAUUGAUGGAGAACAAAACCGUAAAGAGCAGGGGGUUGUGACGAUUGUUGAGGCUGAAAAUCAAAAUGCAGAAGGCAACUGUAAUUUGAAAGUUAGUCAUUCAAAGGAUCUUAAUUCUGUUAUACCAAUUCAAGCAAGAUGGCUCCAUGAACCCGAUGCAAGAGAUAAACUUAGCUCUGCUCAUUUCAGAAGGAUUUUUCACUGUCAUUGUGGAAAAUUGGAGAAGUUGCUCGGCAUGAAUUAUGUUGAAGUUUCCAUCUGUGGAGAGUCAUUCAUGUUACAUCAAAUACGCAAAAUGGUAGGGACAGCAGUUGCGAUAAAACGCAAUCUUCUACCACAUGAUACUUUGAGAAUGUCGUUAUGCAAGUUUUCAAGGAUUGUGUUACCCCUAGCCCCAUCAGAAGUUUUGGUUUUGAAGGGGAACAAUUUUGCUUUGAGAAACCAUCCAGGCAACAUAAUAAGACCUGAAAUGUUGACAUUGUUGGAAUCAGACGAUAUUCUCAAAGCAGUUGAUGACUUCUACUACUCUACAUUGUUACCUCAGCUUUCUAGAUUUUUAGACCCUUCAAAGUCCCCUUGGAGUGAGUGGGUAGAAAUACUGGAUGCAAACACAAGCAUUCCAGAUUAUCAAUUAGAAGAAGUAAGGGUUGCUUGGAAAUUGUGGAAGGCACAGUAUGAUAGCAGAACUAAGUUUCCAUCAGUAUUGGCUCAAGGUACAUUAUGCAUUAUCACUAAUUUGAUGUUCUGUUGAGCCGUCUCCUCUUUCCUUGGCUUACUGGAUGUUAGGCCCAGAGUCUGGUGUCGUAUGAUGGUCAAAUUGUUAAGAGCAUCAAUCAAAGAUAAAACCUCUGUUUGGUAUUUGCUAAAACAAGGAUGGAAAUUGGCAACUUGGAGAAAAAUGACCUUUUGGAAAGUUACCGGUUUCAAAAAGAAAAAAGAAGAGAAAAAUGACCUUUUGGGCAUGCAUGUCGACAAGUCUGUUCCACAAUCAAAAUUAUGACCACCAGACAACUAAUACUCUCUGUACCUAUUUGGAUAUGCAAUAAUAACUCUAACUUGCCAUUAUCUUCACUUUUUCUUUUUCUUUUUAUCAAAGAAGAAACUAGUUUAUUUAUAGAACACAGGACAAAUAUUUUUGAACCAACUUUUCUUUUAUAAAUUCAAAUACCAUAUAAUUCUCA